GGGCAAACAUCACACCUGACAAAGUUAGACAUUGUCACGGUUUCCUUCCUUUCACCAAAAACGUCACUCUUGCAUUGCAACGGUUUCAGAUGGGCCGAGAUAGGAGUUCGUGCGCGACGCUUGAUUGACAAGACUGUUAAUGAAAAAGUGCAUAAUCGUAUGAAGUUUGGCCUCAAUAGCUAAUUAUGCAAUAAUGUUAAUUCGGAUGGUCCGAUGCAAUAACACAGCUUAGGGAGGUACAAUAUCGAUAUUAAUUGUAUUUGAUAUUUUAAGACCAUUGCACAAAAGAACAGAGGACUAAUAUAUAAACAAAUUCUUGGAGAUAGGGCGUUCGAUCAGUAAGCUGCAUCGCAGAAGAGGGAGCAUCGGGAAGCAGGCCGCAUACCAAAAACCGAGUGGAGGAGCAAUUGAGAGUCUGCAGUUCACUGUGGUAAAUUGUCAUGGAAAGAAAGCCAUCAAGUCUCAGCUUUUCGAUUGAGAACAUAUUGUACGGUAGGACAAGCCAAGAAAAAUCAGGCGAACGGAGAAGAAAUCUCGACUGCUGUGGGCUAAGAUGCACGGGGACUUUGGGAAAGCAAUGCACGAUAAAAGGAUGCUAUCAAGAGUGCAUGGGUCGUUGUGUUUCCGAAAGAUAUCCUGACCGCAUAAAAAUUGAACGGCAAAGAAGAAAUUUCGAUAUUUCGUCACAAGAUGAAAAUCCAUUCUUCGAUGGACCAAUGAUCACUUCGGCCUGUCCUGACUCAACAGAAGACAAUAAUUCGAAAAAGCGUCGCCAUCGGACAAUAUUUUCUAACAAACAAAUCGAAGAAUUGGAGAAAGCGUUUAGGGACAGUCACUACCCAGAUGUACACCGCAGGGACAUUCUUGCGAAAAAGACCAAACUGUCCGAUGGCAGAAUCCAGGUUUGGUUCCAAAAUCGCAGAGCAAAAUGGAGAAGAAAAGAGAAAACAUGGGGUACUGGGUCAGUGAUGGCAAGAUAUGGUCUGUAUGGGGCAAUGGUGAGACAUUCACUUGCUAACUCAAUUGGGCAGGAAACAACAAAGGCACAUUUACAAAAGCAUAUAAGAGAUGGAAUCUUUAGAAAGGAAGAUCGGAGGGCAGGUUAUGAAUUCUCAAAGGAACCGAAAGAGAGUUCUGCAACUUAUGCAGCUGAGUCUAGAGUCCGUUGUGGAUUGGAGAGACAAAGAACUCGAAGUGAGAUUGCUUUUUAACCGGACACGAUGAUAAAGAAUUCAGUCCAUGCAUUGGAAGUUAAUUAUAAAUAGAUUUUAGAGCUAAAUUUUUUGCUGGAAAGUAUUUCCAAAUCAUAGAAGAGAAUUUUAUUCUCGUUAAGGUAUAGGUGUUAUUAUAAGGUACGAUAUGUGUUGAUAAAAAUAAAUUUUGUAGGUAAUAGUGUAAUACAGAGUCCAGAAAACAUAACGGCUCCACGGCUGAGAAUCCGAGGAAGGUCAUCCAACGAAGCAGUGGUCUUGAGGAAGGCCAAAGCAUAGACUGACAUCAAGUGAAUAUCAAAUGAGACGAAUUUACCGUUGUGCUUGAGUUAAACUUUCUUUUUUCCCGAAACAGCACAAGGACUAAACCAUCUAUGCUUUUACUUAAAUUCCAUUGCUAAGAAAUAUUUAUUCGAAAGAAACUUGUAAGGAAAAUUUCGAAGAAGGCAAAUAGGGCAAAAGUUCAUCUGGAGAAUAGUCUAAAGUUUUUCUGAACUCUAGCAAAAUUAAUAUUAUGCAACAUGCUUCAAGUAAUCAGGAAUGAUAUAAAAAUGGUACCAUUAAAAAUGGCACAGCAAUGUAAACUUGUCCAAAUUUGUACACAAUGAUUUAUUUUACAACACCAAAGUUAGAGGUUUUGCUUUGACUGUCUAGAUUUACUUCUAUUUUGAGAAUAGCCCUUUAGUAUUUAAUGAGAGUAAUGAUUUUCGUUAUUAUACUAUUUAUGCGAAUAUUUCGAUUGAAGAAGAAAAGGGUUAUUAUCAAAGUUUGAGUAUUCAUGUCACCUCUUUGUAUUCAGGUAUUUGAUAUGGUAUGGAACAGGUUACUCAAUCGACCAAUAAAAAUAUUUGAAUUUCUAUAAUUUUCUGUGGAAAAGAUAGGAAUGAAAGGAAAUGCCACGUCAGCCGCCAUCCGGGUUUCUUGGAAACGGGAAUGGAUCGCUGCAGUGUUGUUUGAAGCAAUCAAAAUAGCUGAGAUUGCAGUUCUCAAAGAAGCGAAAUUCUAAUUUGGAAUCCAAGAGCAACGAGAUAUUUCUAAUUGGCUGAUUACUUUUAUAAGUAGUAUUUUAAAUUGUUGAAUCAUGACACUAUUCUAAUAGAUUAUAAAGAUAAUAUCAUCAGCCCAGAAAAGUGGUUAUCCUCCAUCUUGACAAUAACCCUGGCCCUGGGCCUGCCUACGAAACCAAUUGAAACAAAGCUCGGUUUGGGCGUGGCACUUUUUUCCUUUACUUUCAUUGGCCCCUCUUUAUCUUCAUUGACAUUUUACCACGCCAUUCUAUCCAGGAUCUGCUGAUUGGCCCUUGCGAAUUUUAAUGAGUCCAAAAUUUUCAGCUAGUAGGUAUAGAACAGAUCAGAUAUGAGAGAAUGCAAGAAAAAGAACUUGAAAAGAAUCACCUGGUAUUUGAUUCUGUGGAGGUCUUUAGAAUCAAGCCUUUCUUCAGAGCAAUAGCCCCAUAGUUCCUUUCGUACUCGCUCGUGCAUCUCCUCCGCAAAAGCCUAGACAAAUGGUAUAGUAUAAAAAUCGUUGUAAUUGAAAAGCUUCAUGUUCUUUCUUGAUUAAGAAACGAAUGAAAAUUGUUAUUUUUCUCUUCCUCCUUGUACUGUGAGCCAAAAACACUCAAACUCAAAUGCCAAAAGUGCAGACCAAGAAAUUAAUGAACUCUUCAGUGAUACAAAUCAUUUUUGUUUUAAAUUACUACACAAUUUGUUGAGAAUAAUAUAUUUUUUAGAGAGACACAUCUAGAAAGUCUUAAGAAAAGGUUGCAUACAAAAUCUAAUCAAAUCUAAAUUUCAAAACGAGAGCUUUUAAUGAAAACGGCUUAUUAGGAUGAUUUUUUCCAGACAUUAUUAGGAUGAUUUUUACCACGUAUUAACAUGGGUA
This is a messenger RNA of Rhopilema esculentum, 3092 nucleotides long. NCBI's taxonomy places the organism in Eukaryota, Metazoa, Cnidaria, Scyphozoa, Rhizostomeae, Rhizostomatidae. The record is from RefSeq and is a predicted model, not a curated record.